Messenger RNA from Lotus japonicus, 1005 nucleotides. Its product is annotated as agamous-like MADS-box protein AGL62. The transcript has a single exon. The coding region runs from base 85 to 783 and encodes 232 amino acids. The record is from RefSeq and is a predicted model, not a curated record. Gene Ontology annotation, biological process: regulation of transcription by RNA polymerase II. Lineage: Eukaryota; Viridiplantae; Streptophyta; Magnoliopsida; Fabales; Fabaceae. Gene Ontology annotation, molecular function: DNA-binding transcription factor activity, RNA polymerase II-specific; protein dimerization activity; RNA polymerase II cis-regulatory region sequence-specific DNA binding.
UCUUUUUCUGACGGCGUUGUUCUUGUUCCUCUGUUUCUUUUCCACGCUUUGUUUGUUUUCUUGUUCUUGAAUUUGCAAAUUGCAAUGGCACCUUCACAACCACGAUCCAAACGAAACACCACCACGAUCACGAUGGAGAAGAAGAAAACGCAAGCAGACAAACGACGCAAUCAAUUGUCGUUCUCCAAGCGGAGGAACGGCCUCUUCAACAAGCUCACCGAGCUCUCCAUUCUCUGCCAAUCGGAAACCGCAUUGAUCGUCACCUCAAAGAACAACGACGGCGGCGGCGGUGAGAUCUUCGCGUGCGGUUACCCCUCGCCGGACGCUGUUAUACGGCGGUUUCUCACUGGAGGGAAGGCGCCGCUCCCCGCCCAGCGGUGGCGGGAGGAGAAGGUGGAAGCACAUAGGUCUGAGUAUGAGGGUAUGCAGGAACGGUUGAAAGAAGAGCAGAGGAAGCUGCAAGCGAUUAUUGAGGAGAAAGAGAAUAAGGGUUUUGUGUUUCCUUCUUGGUGGGAAACCCCCAUUGACGACAUGGGUUUGGAUAGUGUUGAACAGUUGAAGAAUUCUAUGGAGAUUUUGAAGCUUAACCUGAUUGCGCGCCAAAGGUACUGUGAGAUGAUUCCGCUGGUGGCUCCUCCUCCUCCUCCGCCUCAGGCGAUGGCUGCUCUGCCCCCGCAGCCGCCAUUGACGAACUCGCCGCCGGUACUGGAUGCUAGAUUCGGUGUUUGGGUUCCAUGCGGCCACAGAGUUUCUAAAUUCACUCCGGUCAUAGAAUCUAAUUAACUUUGGAAGUAACAGUACUACACUCUCAUGAUUCCUCCUAUAUAAUGUGAUGUGAAAAGAAGAAUCAAGAUGAGAUGAUGGCUAUAUUAAUUGGUUAGGUGUUUAAAUCUUAGGAUUGAUAUUAUUUUUAGCAUAACAUGACUUUCUAUAAGCUUGUGCUUCUGGUAGAUUAUAAAUUGUGCUUCAUUGGUACAUUUUUCUGUGGAAUAAUUGCUACAUGUG